Lipotes vexillifer (Yangtze River dolphin) is the source of this 2441-nucleotide messenger RNA. It is a transcript of the gene B4GALT6, whose product is annotated as beta-1,4-galactosyltransferase 6. Gene Ontology annotation, biological process: carbohydrate metabolic process; glycosphingolipid biosynthetic process. Gene Ontology annotation, cellular component: Golgi apparatus. Gene Ontology annotation, molecular function: UDP-galactose:glucosylceramide beta-1,4-galactosyltransferase activity. The record is from RefSeq and is a predicted model, not a curated record. The transcript is spliced from 9 exons. Bases 333 to 1481 code for a protein of 382 amino acids. Lineage: Eukaryota; Metazoa; Chordata; Mammalia; Artiodactyla; Lipotidae.
CCGCCGCUACCUGGCGUAUCGAACGCGGGUCCUCGCCCUUUCACAGCCUCCUCUGGUCAUUUGGUCCCCGGGGCCCCCUGCCCUGCGUCCCCUCCCCCCUUCCCGCGCGUCCUCCCACUCUUCCCCUCCCCCGGCUCCCCAGCCUCCCAUUCAUUCCGUCGGCUCCCUCCUCUCUCCUCCUUCCCGCUCUGGCCCCUCUAUCCCAGAUCCUCCCCGCGCGGACCCCGCUGCAGUCUCGGGGUUUUUAGCACAUUCAUGGAAGUUUAGGGCCUGGACGUGCCCCCAAGUCCGCCUGUAGAGCGCAGCCCGAGCUGCCGGCCGGGAAGAGGAAGAUGUCUGUGCUCAGGCGGAUGAUGCGGGUCUCCAAUCGCUCCCUCCUCGCCUUCAUCUUCUUCUUCUCCCUCUCCUCGUCUUGCCUCUACUUCAUCUAUGUGGCUCCGGGCAUCGCCAACACAUAUCUCUUUAUGGUACAAGCUCGAGGAAUAAUGUUGAGAGAGAAUGUAAAAACAAUAGGACAUAUGAUCAGGCUGUACACAAAUAAAAACACUACACUCAAUGGUACAGAUUAUCCUGAAGGCAAUAAUUCAAGUGAUUAUCUUGUUCAAGCAACAACGUAUCUUCCGAGAAACUUCACAUAUUCGCCAUACCUCCCCUGCCCCGAAAAGCUGCCUUACAUGCGGGGAUUCCUCAAUGUCAAUGUAAGUGAAGUCAGUUUUGAUGAAAUUCAUCACCUCUUCUCCAAGGAUUUAGAUAUUGAGCCAGGAGGUCACUGGAGGCCUAAAGACUGUAAACCCAGGUGGAAGGUGGCAGUUCUCAUUCCUUUCCGUAAUCGCCAUGAACAUCUUCCAAUUUUUUUCUUGCAUCUGAUUCCAAUGCUCCAAAAACAGCGGCUGGAAUUUGCCUUUUAUGUCAUUGAACAGACUGGCACACAGCCUUUUAACCGUGCAAUGCUCUUCAAUGUGGGCUUCAAAGAGGCCAUGAAAGACAGUGUCUGGGACUGUGUAAUCUUCCACGAUGUGGAUCAUCUACCUGAAAAUGACCGAAACUAUUACGGAUGUGGAGAAAUGCCACGUCACUUUGCAGCCAAGCUGGAUAAAUACAUGUAUAUUCUUCCUUAUAAAGAGUUUUUUGGCGGCGUAAGUGGACUGACAGUGGAACAGUUCAGAAAGAUCAAUGGUUUUCCUAACGCCUUCUGGGGAUGGGGAGGAGAAGACGAUGACCUCUGGAACAGGGUUCACUAUGCUGGAUAUAAUGUAACAAGACCAGAGGGGGACCUGGGAAAAUACAAGUCUAUUCCUCAUCACCAUCGAGGUGAAGUCCAGUUCUUAGGACGGUAUAAAUUACUAAGAUACUCAAAAGAGCGCCAGUACAUCGAUGGGUUGAACAAUUUAGUAUAUACGCCAAAAAUACUGGUUGAUAGGUUGUAUACAAAUAUAUCUGUAAACCUCAUGCCAGAGUUAGCUCCAGUUGAAGACUAUUAAAAGAAGUAACUCUCCUGGCAAGAGAGACCACAGUGCUGGAUCGGGGACUUGGAGUGCACUCUUAAUGGAGGUCAGUGAAUGGAUGUGCCACAGUGCCCUGGGUGGUGAGAAGAAGAGCCUGUGUUCUCAGUGUUUACUUGUGGGAUUGUAUACAGUCACCCUUCUUCCACCCACCCAUCCUCUAUCCUGAGACACACCCCAUGGUGAGCACUGCAGAGACCAGAUGCUGUUGCUUAAGUCUGGCAGUCAAGAGAGCUCCCUACAAAGAGAAAAUUUUUAUACUAAGAUCUAUAAUUUAAUUCAAGAGAAUGCUUUAUUUCCAUUUAAACAUAUUUUGUACAUAUGUGAUAUAAAUUAAUGUGUUCAAAUUGCUGAGAAACAAGAUGUGUUGGCAGUUUUGCAUGUAAUGGGUUAUGCCUUUAUGGGACUUUUAUAAACAUUUUUUUAUUUGCAUGGAAUAAAACAAUGUAAGUUUAUGUCAGUAAACAAAGGUUAACCUUGUGUGAAAUGAAGGAACUGUCAAUAAUUGACAGCCAACUAAUACAGUCACUGUUAUACUAGUUUUGAGCUUUAUACCGUCAGCUUUUUGUGUGGAUGAAAUCACAGCUUCCUUAGGGUUUUAAAGGGUAAGAAGAAGGGACUUAGCUUUUCUUCCUACGGAGGAUUACCUCUUUCUUCCCCCCUUGCUUGCAAUCUCAUCGGAUUUUGCUAAACCACAACCAUAUUGUUUGUGUAUAUUGCAUGAGUAUUACCAAGAAAAUCUUAAAAGUUAUGAUGUGACAUGAUUUAAAGGACCUCUUUAUGUUAAACGUCUCUCAUGUACCUCUGGUGUAAGUGUCAGGGAUUUUGUGCCUCAAAAAAUGUUCCCAAGGUUGCGUGUGGUUGUACACUGUAUUUUUUUGAAUUCAUAGUGAGCAGUGCUUUUAUUAUUUCUAGUUCAGAAGAGCCAAAAAAAAAAAA